GGACCGCAACAGCGCUGUCCAAGAAAGGGCCUGGGGUUGAAAGGAGCCCUGUUCACCAUGGGUGGCAAUGCUGACGGACAGCCCUGCAAGUUCCCGUUCCGCUUCCAGGGCACAUCUUACAACAGCUGCACCACGGAGGGCCGCACGGACGGCUACCGAUGGUGCAGCACCACCGAGGACUACGACCGUGACAAGAAGUACGGCUUCUGCCCUGAGACCGCCAUGUCCACAGUUGGUGGGAACUCAGAAGGUGCCCCGUGUGUCUUCCCGUUCACCUUCCUAACCAAGAAGUAUGACAGCUGCACCACCGCCGGCCGUGGUGACGGAAAGCAGUGGUGCUCCACCACGGCCAACUUCAACGAUGACCGCAAGUGGGGCUUCUGCCCUGACCAAGGGUACAGCCUGUUCCUCGUGGCAGCCCACGAGUUUGGCCACGCCAUGGGGUUGGAGCACUCACAGGAUCCUGGAGCCCUGAUGGCGCCCAUUUACACCUACACCAAGAACUUCCGCCUGUCCCAGGAUGACAUCAAGGGCAUUCAAGAGCUCUAUGGAGGCUCCCCUGACACUGAAAAUGGUACUGGCCCCACUCCCACGCUGGGACCUGUCACACCUGAGAUCUGCGUACAGGACAUUGUCUUUGAUGGCAUUGCUCAGAUCCGUGGUGAGAUCUUCUUCUUCAAGGACCGGUUCAUUUGGAGGAUGAUAGCGCCACAUGACAAGCCUACAGGGCCCCUGCUGGUGGCCACUUUCUGGCCUGAACUCCCGGAAAAGAUCGAUGCUGUCUAUGAGGCCCCGCUAGAGGAGAAGGCUGUGUUCUUUGCAGGGAAUGAGUACUGGGUCUAUUCAGCCAGCACCCUCGAACCAGGGUACCCCAAGCCACUGACCAGCCUGGGAUUGCCCCCUGAUGUCCAGCGAGUGGACGCUGCCUUUAACUGGAGCAAGAACAAGAAGACAUACAUCUUUGCUGGAGACAAGUUCUGGAGAUACAAUGAGGUGAAGAAGAAAAUGGAUCCUGGCUUCCCCAAGCUCAUCGCAGAUGCCUGGAACGCCAUUCCUGAUGACCUGGAUGCUGUUGUGGACGUGCAGGGUGGUGGUCACAGCUACUUCUUCAAGGGUGCCUAUUAUCUGAAACUGGAGAACCAAAGUCUGAAGAGUGUGAAGUUUGGAAGCAUCAAAUCUGACUGGCUGAGCUGCUGAGCUGGCCUUUGCUCCCACAAGUCCUUCCUCACCAUCACCUUCCGCAGACCGGGCCCUGAGCCCCAGAGAAAGACCCGGAGGGGCCUGGAACUCCUGCCUUCAGCUCUGUAGUUAAUCAGCAUUCUCAUUCCUACCUGGUAAUUUAAGAUUUCAGAGAGUGGCUCUGCCCUGUGCCCAAGGAAAGGUGCUGAUUGUACUCCUCCCAGGUGUCCCUUCCCCCUUCAAUCCCACCAACCCUCAGAGCCACCCCAAAGAGAUGUUUUGAUAUUCUCAAUGCAGUCCUGCUUUGGGCUGCCCUGGUGCUGUCACGCUUCAGGCUUUUCUCCCUUCCCAACCUUCUGUGGCUCACAGCAGCCGUGGAGCCAACAGAGACUGUCUCAAGAGGGCACUGGUGGCCCAACAGCCUGGCAUGGGGCAGUAGGAUAGGGGCACGGCCAGGUGGCCACCCCAGAUACCUGGCUUGUCACUGCUAGCUGCCUUAGAAACUUCCCUACGUUAGCAAUUUGCUUUUAUUCACUUUGUUCUUUUCUUCUGGCUUUUUUACUUUUCCGCUUUGAUACUGCAUUUCCUGACAGAAGGACUCAGGUUGUCUGAAGUCGUUGCAUGAUGCAUCUCGGCCCACAUAGGGAUGGUUCCCUUGUUCACUCUAUUUAGUGUGUCCCCGCCCAGUCACUUCCUUCACUGGAUGGAGGAAAACCGAGCCAUGGCUCCCUGCUCAGCCCUCCCCGCCUCUCCCUUCAACAGUUCCCCAUGGGAAAUGUCAACAAGUAUGAAUAAAGACACCCAUUGAGUGGCA
Galeopterus variegatus (Sunda flying lemur) is the source of this 1993-nucleotide messenger RNA. Its product is annotated as 72 kDa type IV collagenase-like. Gene Ontology annotation, molecular function: metalloendopeptidase activity; zinc ion binding. Gene Ontology annotation, biological process: collagen catabolic process; proteolysis; extracellular matrix organization. Lineage: Eukaryota; Metazoa; Chordata; Mammalia; Dermoptera; Cynocephalidae. The transcript is spliced from 9 exons. Gene Ontology annotation, cellular component: extracellular matrix. The annotation marks the transcript as partial. The record is from RefSeq and is a predicted model, not a curated record.